UGUGUACUGAGCUGGAGCAGUGAAAGUGUGUCACACUGCAACAGCUUGGGUGCACUGUUGGUGGCCUGGACAACUAGGGCAGACAAUUGAAAUUGGGCAAAGCCAGAGGACAGAAAACCAUUGGAAAUCUGUUGUAGUGAGCCUGACAUGGUUCACUUGUGUGUGUCCAUUUCAAAUGAUGGUCUCAGGCUCGAGUCUGUACAGAAAGGAUCACCAAAGACAGUGCGAAGUUGGGGAAAUAAGGCGACUGAUAUGGCUACUCUGCGGCACCAACCAAAGUCCAGAACAGCCUCAACUCGGCAGGAUCGUGGGUCCUGCUCUUCCACCGUGUCUUGCCCUGUCUUCUCUGGACUAUACAGUGACCAUGAAGAAGACCCACCGCUACGCCGCCAAUCCUCUCCUUUACUCAAAGGCUCUCUUUCCAGUCUACACUCCACCAGUCCAAGCCCCAAAGGUUCCUUUUCUAACCUCCAAGGAUCAUUGCCAAGUCUCAGAGGAUCUCUGCCCAGCUUCCAGGGCUCUUUAUCCAGUCUGAGGGGUUCAGUCUCUCGGUUGAAGAGGCGGUCUCUAGGCAGCCUGGACAACUCAAGCCCCAGCCCCAGCGAGAGGAGUUCCAGCCCCAGCCUACAGAGCAGCAAUGGCAGCUCCAGUGAUGAUGAUGGCAGUUGGGACACUAAUAGUUGGAGCUCAGGGGCCACCUGCCUGCUACGGACUCCUGUUAAGCAAGAUAGCAAUGAGGCAUCAGCGGAAUUGGGUGGAAAGUGUUGCACCACUGACCAGGUGUCAACUUCUGUCAUGGCUGAGCCUGAAGUCAUUUACCAAAAUCUUAUCUUCUCACAUCCUGCUGCUAAAACUGAAAGUAAAGAAGAUUGUGCUCCCGAGAGGAUUUCCACAGCGCUAAGGAAAGACGCGGGAACCCAAAGUGGGUCCUUGUCAAGCCUGAACAAGAAUGCUGCUACAUUCUCAUCCCAUCAGCUGGACGAGAAGACCAACAGCAGACGCAAGUUCUCACAGUUUCUAAAUGAGGUGACCUGUAGGGUGUUGAAAUCUAACGGUGGCCCUCCUCAACAACAGUCCGCCCUUCGACAUCACUACCCGUCUCCUCCACCACCGCCGCCAUCAACCCCAUCUCACCAAUCACUAACCACCACACUACAUUCCACACCAACAAUCCCGCCACCACCACUAUCUAAUUCAGCAACAAACUUGUGGUACAGCCCAACCAGCUCUAACCUCCAGACCAUCAAGGAGUAUGAUUCAAAGGACAUUACCAGCUCCAUCCACCAGUGGAGCAAGACAUUACCCAGCUGUAAGAUCUUAGAGCCCGGGGAUAUGUUGAGGAAAGUGAAAGAGGAAAGUCACUCAUACCCAGAGCACGACCUGGAGCUAUGUACAAAGAUCCAGACGCAGCCCUCCACUGGAAGACUUUAUCUAGAGACAGACAUUGACAGAGUAAGGCAACUUGAUGAGCUGGUAGCUAAUGGCACUCUGGGGAAAGAGAUGAAUGAGAAAGGGCUGGAGAAGGGUACAGAGAGAGGGAAGGAAAGGGAAAACAGGAUUACAUGGGAGAGAAAUGGAAGCUUGGGGAUAGAGAAAGGGAAUGAGAGUGAAAAGAGAAAAGACAGCCCUUGGGAGAGAGACAGAGGAAUGGUGAAAGGGAAGGAAAAGGAUACAAUGAGAGAAAGGCCUUGCUGGGAGAAAGACAGAAGAAUGGAAAGAGGGAGGGAGAAGGAGAAGAAAGUGGUACUUACCAGUUUUGAGCCCCCUCCUCCUCAGUCAACAUCCAGUGGAAGGACUAACCCCUGCCCUGUCUUCAGCUGGCCAGAGGGAUUUCCCAGAAUGUCCUACAGGUCUACCUCAUUACCCAGACCUGUUAAUAUCACUGAAUCUGAUGAAGAGAUGCAGCAUGACACGAGCUCUUUCCACGACCACAAAGAUGACCUCCGUAAGCGCCUGUCGUACACCACCCACAAACUAGAGAUGGUGGAGACAGAGUUCGAUUCCACUCGGCAGUACCUCGAGACAGAGCUGCGCCGGGCCCAGGAGGAACUGGAGAAAUUUACAGAGAAACUACGCAGGAUCCAGAGUAGCUAUGCAGCUCUUCAGAGGAUCAACCAGGAUUUGGAGGACAAGAUGCACAGGACGUCCCACCACCAUGAAGAGGAAAAGAGAGCCCUCAGCCGGGAAAUCAUCGUCCUCAACAACCACCUCAUGGAGGCGAAGAUCACCAUCAAUAAACUCAGAGAGGACAACGACCUGUACAGGAAAGACUGCAACAUGGCAGCUCAGCUGCUGCAGUGCUCCAAGUCUCACUACAGAGCACACAAGAUGUCUGAGCUGCCACUGGAUUUCCAGGAACGCAUCAGUUCCCACAUGGAGAAACAUAAUCGGGGUAGCGGAGCCACCAUGGCAAUGUGCCACUCCAAUUACUCUGACGCCGUGCCCACAGCCUUAAUUGCCAAGGUCCUGGAAAAGCCCGAACCAGGAAGCAGUUGCCCUGUAACACGCUCACCCAGCCCACAGCCGCAGGAUGGAGACUCUCUUACAGGAACAGGAAGCACUGAUCACCUGAACCGCCGCAUUGCAUAUAAGACAUCUGACCUGUACUGCAGCGAUACGGCCCUCUACUGCCCUGAACGAUGGCAAGAUACAGAGCGAAGGCAGAGCGUCGACCUCCACGGCACCAGCCUGCUCCAGCUUCACGCCCAGAACUCCACUGACAGCAACCCAGAUGAAGAUGCCUACAACUCUGGAAGUUUCUCCCACCAUGAGCCUCCAUCCUCCUUCCACCAUCACGAUGAGUUCGGCACUGGUAGCCUCCCUGCCUCCAGUUCCUACUCUAGCUUCAGCCUUGCAUCAGACGAGAAGGGAGGGGUUAGUGGUGGUUGUGGGCGCACUGUUAGCAGCACCUUAUCCUCUUCCCACCAGGGUCUCUAUAUGGACUGGCGAGAUGGUGGCACUGGGGACUAUGGGCGCAAAAGCAUGUCGUCUUAUGAUAAAGACAGCCCAAGCUUCCCCAAGUCCCUCAGCAUCCAGCACAUGGUGGCCCCCAGGAGCCCACAGAAGGGCACCUCACCAGCAUACACAAGGACGGCUUCAUGCUUCAGUGAACCAUACCAUUCCAGCACCCCCCGCCUGGCCUCCUCUCACAGCAUGGGGUCCACAAGUGGACUGGACCAGGCUCGUGGAGGAGCUCAGGACAGCCGAGGUGACGUCCAGAUCCCUGAGGACGACCUAAGCAGCCGCUGGAGACAGCUCAGCGUGGAAGACAUCAACACGUUCUCAUCUUCUUACCGUAACAUCACAGGGCGGGUCUCUCCGUACAGUUUCUCUGAGCGCCACUUCGCCAUGGGCCCCUCCAGUAAGGUCAAGGGGUCUCUCUACAGCAGCUUCCAUGAAGGAGAUGACGUCUUCCACAGCCGCUUGCUGGACCAGUGUUUUGCUAUGGGUCCCCCUUCACCCAGCCGCAGUUCGAAACCUAUGGAGCAUCGUAAGCAGGAGAAAACGUCUGUGCUGUAUAGAGCCAAGGAUGACAGUCAGGACUCCGAGUGCAGUCUGUUCCUCUCAGGGAGCUCUAAAGAGAAGGAGAGCGGUGGGGGAGCAAUGGCGGCAAGCAGCGCCAAGGACUACGUAAACCUGAGUGCAGACAGCUCGGCUGAGUCCUUACACCAAAGCUCCCUCGAAGCCUCAAGUCUUCAACACUACCCCAGCCCCAGGCCGAGUGUCCGGCCUCGCCCGAGCUCCAGCUCUGCUCUCAGUGUCGGUCCUGCACUCCCAAAGAAGACCUCUCCAAGAUACCAAAAAUUUGGCAGCACAGGACUGACGAGGAAGGACAGUUUGACCAAGGCACAGCUGUAUGGUACACUGCUGAACUGAGCGGAGAGAGGGCUUUUCAUUUUAUGCAUGAUGAUGAUUCCUAACUUACUGUACUGUAUGUCUCAAAAAUUCCCUGCAGCAAACACAUACUCGUGUGGUGGGGUAUUAAGAUGUUGUUGUUUUUAUGUAUCUCUUAGCCAAGGCACGUUUCAUGCAGUCUGCAACUGUUUUUUUUAUUGUAUGUCAUGCAACGGCGUAGCUACCUGAGACCAGCUAUUCAGUAUGUCUUUGUUUCAAUGAUGAUAACUAGAGCCACCGGGAUAAAACCACGUUCUCUAAGAAAUACAACACAGACCCGGCUACAUGAACGUACUGUGCUAUUUGGUCCUUUUUUUAGUGUUAAGUACUGUUAGUAAAACCAGCAAAAGACCAUUAAUUCCUGCUCUAAUAUAUAUACAGUAUAGAUAAAGGACUAAAGCGUGUGUAAUGGGGUGACUUAAUUACCAAUGUUUGUGAGAGGGAAGUUUAUCCAUUAUGUAUAGUGGACCCUGCUGACUGCAAGCUGUUAAAGAUUUAUUCAUUCUCUAUUUUCUCUAAACUGCAUGCUGUAUAAUGCAUAUAAAUAAAAUGGAAAAACACAUUUCCGGCUAAAUUGUUAAGCAUUGGGACAUUAUCUGUAAUUGGCUAAACAAAGGAUUUAAAAUUAAAAAGAUUUAAAAAUAUGGAUUUUAUUCAAAUGCUAUGUAAUAUUUAUAGCAAUACACAACAUUUUGAUUGUAGAUUUAGAGAGUUACUUCUUGAUUCUAGAUUUCACACUAAUAUGAAAUUUAAAAAUCCCUGAUUUUGUUUGUUGGAAUAAUAGCUCUAAUAUAUAUAUAUAUAUAUAUAUAUAUAUAUAUAUAUAUAUAUAUAUAUGCCUAUAGAAUAAUUACAAUGUAUUCCCAGGUGAAACGUACAACUAAACAAUUUACACAUUCAGUAGAAAUGAUUAAACGGAACUGCAAGAUUUUUCGCGUUACUCAGCUGGAAUUUUUCUUAUUUUUGUAUCAAAAUGAGAUGAUGAAAUCUGUGGCUAUACUGCACAGCAUAGUUACUCUCAUACCAGGACACUUGUGAACUUGCCUUAAUCCUGUUCAGUGGACAGAAUGGUCUCUUUUACAGCAUCUAACUACUGUAUAUCUGAUGUAUUGUUACUGUACGCAUACACUACUGUUACAGCAUAUGCUCUUCCUGUUAGACAUAACACACACACCCAGUUUCUUGGAAAAGGAUUAAGUCUGGUCUUACACUGGGGAUAUUGUUCAUUGCAGAUCUCCACUGAAAUUUGUUUUAUUUAAAGACAACGAGGCUUAAUCCCUGUCUGUUAAUCUGGCACACGCAGCCAAAUUUCUACCCUGACACAAACUCUUGGCACUAGUUGCACAAACCAAAACAAAAAGUGCUGGAUUUUCUCGCUUUCAGGAGAGAUUAAUUGGAAAAUUCUCCAGGAAAACUGGCAGUUCUGCAAUGUAUGCGUAAAAGGUUCAUAGCAAAGUGUACUGAGACGGUAGUUAAAAACUACUGAUUAAAGACAAAAAUGUACAGUCAGUGUGUUGUUUUUAAACCAGCAUGCUCAAUUAGGCUAUUCUAGAGAAAACACUGUGAAAAUAGACAGCGUGUAUAUAUACGUACAUAGAAAGUGGCAAAGACAUGCUGUCCUGUUGGCAAAUAAAACAAAUUAUAGUAAGACCCUGCCUUAUGUUAAAUGAAGAGUUGCACAGAAGUUGUCCUGCUGCCCCACAAACAUGCUGCCAUCUGCUACUGUUACGAGUAUAGAUGGGGACAAAACGACAAUGCUCCAACAUCUGUGCGCCCUUUGGCACGAUAGAUCUUGAAGGAUUUCUUCCUGCCUGCGUGGCUCUAUAGAUCUGAGAGGAAUGGUGACAGGGAUAAGCUAAAUAAUGGGAACUCAGCUUUGGCCUCGAGUAGUCACGAAUAGAUUUUUCUGGAAGGCCAUGCUUCUACCUCUCCCAUUCCUGCAGAUCUGGGAACUGGCUAAAGGCUGUUUUUAAAUAUUUCAACUGCAUCUCUUCUUUUUGACCUUGUCAUGUUUAUGAAGGUGAAACUGCACUUCACAGGCCACAAAAAGUCGCCAAUCAUAUUCUUAUUUGGUACAAUGUAUAAGUAUCUGAAGGAUUGAAAAGGUUUGGAAUUAAAUUUAACCAAUGUACUGAGGGAUUGAGAGGAUAUGGUGUUUUUGUUGUGGACAUAAUGUAUAAAAAGAGAUAUAUAUACUACAUACACAAUUUUUAUUACACUAUGACUAUUUUUUAUCCAUUUUCAGUUGAUGUUAUAUUUAUCAACCCUUAUUUGACCCUGAAUGAAGAGGCUAAAGCGAUUCUGUUCUGUCCUACCUCCAGCCCUGUUCCAGGAACAACAGGCCAGCUGUCUAAAUGUCAACAUGUUUGUCUGUCUGAUGCAUGGUUAUAUAUUUUUGCUGUAUGUUUAUUUACUUAAUAAAGUUGGGUGUUGGGAAAUACA
Molecule: messenger RNA, 6336 nt
Organism: Siniperca chuatsi (mandarin fish)
Lineage: Eukaryota; Metazoa; Chordata; Actinopteri; Centrarchiformes; Sinipercidae
Exons: 7
Coding region: 148-3876 (1242 amino acids)
Cellular component (GO): synapse
Source: RefSeq, a predicted model, not a curated record